AUGGAAGCAACUAACGGAGGCAGUGAUUGCAGAGGCAACAGGAUUUGUGUGAUGGCACUCCGGUUGUGGUUGUGCUUCUGUUUCUGUUUGACCAUCACCGCCGCCAUAACUCGAGCUCAAAACAUCACCGAUCCAGCUGAAGCGCGAGUUUUAAAUGCAAUGUUCAGCCAAUGGGGGAUACCGGAGAGUUCAGCAACACAGAUGGGAUGGAACAUAAGCGGAAACCCAUGCAGCGGCGCCGCCGUGAACUCUACCGACUUCAAUGCCUUCGGUUACAAUCCCGGCAUCAAAUGCGACUGUAAUUUCCCCAAUUCUACUACUUGCCACAUCACCCAACUAAAAGUUAUUGGAAUGGAUGCUGUGGGCCCAAUCCCAGAAGGACUCUGGACUUUGACUUACCUUACAAAUCUUCAGUUGUCCCAGAAUUAUUUGACAGCUCCCUUGUCACCUUCCAUUGACAAUUUAACUCAGGAUGCAGAUCAUAUGAUGAUAAUUAAACUUUUUUAUAGGAGUUUUGGCAUCAAUGCGUUAUCAGGGCAGGUUCCACCAGAGCUAGGACAGCUUACUGACCUUAGAUCUUUGAGUUUAAGCACAAACAGUUUCACUGGUCCCCUGCCAUCUGAACUUGGAAAUUUGAGAAGAUUACAAGAGCUUUUCAUUGAUAGUGCUGGAUUUGGUGGUCCUAUACCUCCUUCAUUUGCUAACAUACGAAACCUGCAGACAGUAUGGGCUUCUGAUAAUAAUUUCACAGGCAGAAUACCGGACUUUAUAGGGAAUUGGUCACAGUUACAAUUUUUGUGGAUUGAGGGGAACUCUUUUGAAGGUUCAAUACCACCUUCAUUUUCUAGACUGGCCUCUUUGCAGGAAUUGGGCAUAAGUGGUUUAUCUAAUGGAACUUUGGAUUUUAUUAAUGGUAUGAGGUCCCUGAGUAUCGUAAGGUUGAGGAAUAACAAAAUUUCUGGCUCUAUUCCAAAUGACAUAGGAGAAUAUGAAAGCUUGACAGAACUGGACUUGAGUUUCAACAAUUUGAGUGGGGAGAUUCCAAGAGGAUUAUUCAGCUUGAGCCAAAUGUCUUUAUUGUUUCUUGGAAACAAUAGUUUAACUGGUACUCUUCCCGAUGUAAAGAGCACAACUCUCCAGAAUAUUGAUCUGUCACACAAUGAACUAUCUGGGACACUUCCUUCUUGGGCCGAUGACUCAGGCUUACAACUUAACAUAGUCGUGAACAACUUCACUUUAGGCGUUUUUGAAGGCAGAGGUUUGCCUUUAGGAGUGGUUUGUCUCCAAAGGGAUUUCUCUUGUUACCGUGGAUCACCAAUAUAUAGUAGCUUUGGAAUCAAUUGUGGUGGCCCACAAAUUACAUCCUCAAGUCAAUUAGUCCAUGAGCAAGACAACGAACAACUUGGGCCCGCAACAUACUACUUGACUCCCGAAAAGAGGUGGGGUGUCAGCAAUGUGGGAGUGAGUCUAAGUGACAACCCCCCCAAAUACAGAGUCUCCACUCUACGGGAGUUUACAAACACUUCAGAUCCACAACUCUUCCAAACAGCAAGACUCUCUGCUGGAUCUUUAAGAUAUUACGGCUUAGGACUUGAGAAUGGCAACUACACUGUAAACCUCCGGUUCGCAGAACUUGAGAUACAAGAUGGUCCCACUUGGAGAAGUCUUGGAAGGCGCGUAUUUGACAUUUAUAUCCAGGGAAAUCGGGUGUUUGAAGAUUUUGAUAUAAAAAGGGAAGCAGGGGGAGCUUCAUUUAGUCCUGUUUCAAAUGAAGUAACAGUCCAGGUGUUACAUAACUACCUUGAGAUACAUUUCUUUUGGUCUGGAAAAGGGACUUGGGCUGUACCUGACCAAGGAACUUUUGGACCACUUAUUUCAGCAAUCAGUGUCACCCCAAAUUUCAUACCUACUGUGAGCAACAAUCCACCUUCCAACAAAAAGAAGAAUAAUACCGGUUUGAUUGUGGUGGGGAUUUUGGUUCCGAUUGCAGUUGUGAGCUUUUUGACAUUAUUAGCCCUGUAUAUUCUUCGUCGGAGAAGGAAAAGGAAGGAUAAUAAUGACAACUAUGAUGAAGAUUUUCUGGGAAUUGAGGCAAGACCAUAUACUUUUGGUUAUGGUGAAUUGAGAGAUGCAACAAAUGAUUUUAGUCCUGCAAAUAAGCUUGGGGAGGGUGGCUUUGGACCUGUGUACAAGGGAACACUUGCUGAUGGGAGAGUAAUAGCUGUAAAACAACUAUCCAUAGCUUCCCACCACGGUAGGAGUCAAUUUGUGGCAGAGAUUGCUACAAUAUCAGCAGUCCAACACCGUAACCUCGUGAAAUUAUACGGAUGCUGCAUCGAUGGAGCAAAACGACUUCUUGUCUACGAGUAUCUUGAAAACAAGAGCCUCGAUCAAGCAUUAUUCGGAAGGAAAAAAUUGUCACUUCCAUUGUCUACCCGUUUUGAUAUAUGCAUGGGGUUAGCACGCGGUCUCUCGUAUCUUCAUGAGGAAUCUCGCAUACGGAUUAUACAUAGAGAUGUGAAAUCUAGCAAUGUUUUGCUUGAUUCUGAUUUGAAUCCUAAGAUAUCGGAUUUUGGUCUUGCCAAACUUUAUAACGACAAGAAAACACACAUGAGUACUCGUGUUGCAGGCACAAUGCAUGGAAUUUACAUGAAGCGAACCGUGAACUUGAGUUAG
This is a messenger RNA of Lactuca virosa, 2676 nucleotides long. NCBI's taxonomy places the organism in Eukaryota, Viridiplantae, Streptophyta, Magnoliopsida, Asterales, Asteraceae. The record is from the annotation of a GenBank genome assembly.